Messenger RNA from Caenorhabditis elegans, 681 nucleotides. RefSeq names its product C-type lectin domain-containing protein (gene clec-189). Lineage: Eukaryota; Metazoa; Nematoda; Chromadorea; Rhabditida; Rhabditidae. The coding region runs from base 1 to 681 and encodes 226 amino acids. The transcript is spliced from 6 exons. The record is from RefSeq and is marked reviewed.
AUGAAGGUGGCUUUCAAGGUUAAGACAGCUGAAGGUUCAUGCCCCGAUAUUGAAGGUUCCCCAGUAACAGGCGAUGCAUCUACGACAACAUUUUUUGCAAAAAUUCAAAAUUACACAAUAACAUUUAUCGGGACUUUUGAGAAGUUUUCAAUGAGCCGAUGUGAGGAAGGAUGGGCAUUCUUCAAAAGAGAAUCCGUUAAUUGGUGUUUUACUUCUGUUACAAAAACUGAUGUAACAUAUUCUGCAGCAGAGGCUUCUUGCGUUCAGUUUGGUGCCACUUUGAGUGGGUUGGAAAGUCAAUUAGAAGCCAAUGCAGUCGUUUCUAUUCUCCAAACUUCUCGAAGCCAGAAGCAACUUCAGUCAAUUUACAUGAGAAUUGAUGGGCAACGAACCGAAGAGUGCCAGGAAACACCUACAACAGAAAAUUGCAUGAGCAUAGACGGAUUAACAAGGCAUGACAAAGGUGUAAAAAACUUUGAUGCCUACCAAUUUAUGACUGAUUCCUCAGCUGGCGCCACAGAUGGCAAAAAUUGUAUGGUUUCAGUUUGCGAUGGGGUAAACGAUGGAAAAAUUGAAUUUGCAGAAUGCGAAAUAUCCACUUCAUACUCGAUUUCGUAUAUGUUAUGUGGCUGUAGAAUAGACAAUGUUUCCAUGCAAUUUAUUGUCCCUACUCUUAAAUAA